Cyclopterus lumpus (lumpfish) is the source of this 2121-nucleotide messenger RNA. RefSeq lists its product as uncharacterized. The record is from RefSeq and is a predicted model, not a curated record. Gene Ontology annotation, molecular function: protein binding. Lineage: Eukaryota; Metazoa; Chordata; Actinopteri; Perciformes; Cyclopteridae.
AUGGCCCAGGGUGUUCUGGUGCCAAGCACACUUAGGAACUGCCCUCUGCUGGAGGUCCAACAACAAAGCACCACUUGGGUUCGGAUCAAGAAGGCCCACCCCCCUACAGGUUUCUCCAUCGCUCCCCAUUGGAGCGCUGAAGGGAUCCAGCAGAACUAUAGAGAUAAAGAUGAUUUCUUUGUUUUCACUUUGCAUCAACCCAUGGACGUCGCCUCCUCGCUGGUCCGCCCGUUCCUCCUCCUCCUCCUCCUCUUCGUCCUUCUGUCCUCCCUCCCCUCCGGCUCCUCCAUGCUGUGUCCGAAGCGGUGCUCCUGCCAGAACCUGCUGCCCUCCUACACCGUGCUAUGUGCCAAGACGGGCCUCCUCUUCGUCCCGCCCAACAUCGACCGCCAGACGGCCGAGCUCAGGCUGAUGGACAACUUCAUCACAACGCUGAGGCACCGCGACUUCGCCAAUAUGUCCAGCCUGAUCCACCUGACCCUAAGCAGAAACACCAUCAGUCAGAUCCGGCCGUACGCCUUCGCUGACCUCCAGGACCUCCACGCUCUCCACCUGGACGCCAACCGCCUCACAUCCCUGGACGACUCCCACUUCCAGGGCCUGGUGAACCUGCGUCACCUCAUCAUGGCCAACAACCAACUGCAAAGCAUAACAGAGGGAGCCUUUCAGGACUUCCUGGAGACUCUGGAGGACUUGGAUUUGAGCUACAACAACCUGGUGAACAUCCCAUGGGACACCAUCGCCCUGCUGGUCAGCGUCAACACCCUCAGCCUCGACCAUAACCUCAUAGAGAACGUCCCAGAGGGAAUCUUCUCCAACCUGCACAAACUGGCCAGACUGGACAUGACGUCCAACAAGCUGAAGAAGAUUCCUCCAGACCCGCUGUUCCUGCGGAUCCCGGUGUACGCCAAGAUGAAGGGCUCCCCUCUCACAGCGCUGGUGUUGAGUUUCGGGGGGAACCCGCUGCACUGUAACUGUGAGCUGGUCUGGCUUCGCAGGCUGACCAGAGAGGACGACCUGGAGACCUGCGCUUCACCGAAAGAGCUGGCCGGAAAAUACUUCUGGACGAUUAGAGAGGAGGAGUUUGUUUGCGAGCCACCGAUGAUAACUCGCCACACCUCCAAGAUGUUCGUGAUGGAGGGUCAGGAGGUCAGCCUGCGCUGCAAGUCCAUCGGAGAUCCUGAGCCGUCCACGCAUUGGGUCAGCCCUGAAGGAAAGCUGAUCGGCAACACGUCCAGAACCAUCUGCUACGAGAACGGCUCGCUGGACAUCCUCAAGGCCUCGGUCAAGGAUUCUGGAAAGUUCACGUGUAUAGCGUCCAAUGCAGCCGGGGAGGCCACUGCCCCAGUUGAGUUGGUCGUCAACCCCUCGCCGCACUUUGACCCCAAACUGGACCCCGACCCGGGGCCUUCGGACAUCCCCACGUCCAUCAAGUCCAACGCCAGCGGCGGCCAGGCGCGGUCCGAUCAGCAGAGGGUCAGCGUGUCGGAUCUAACGUCCGGCUCUGCCACCAUCAGAUGGCCCCCGCAGAACCACAUACCAGGGGUCCGUAUGUACCAGAUCCAGUACAACAGCUCCUCAGAUGACAUCCUCAUAUAUAGGAUGAUCCCAGCCGACCACAAGUACUUCCUACUGAGUGACCUGGCGUCGUCGCGGGACUACGAGCUGUGUGUGCUGGCCGUCUACGAUGACGGCAUCACCGCCCUGACAGGCACCAAGCUGGUGGGCUGCGUGUCCUUCUCCACGGAGACGGAGUACGGCCGCUGUCACUCGAUACGGGACCAGUUCCUGGGAGGUACCAUGAUCAUCAUCAUCGGGGGGAUCAUCGUCGCCUCUGUCCUCGUCUUCAUCUUCAUCCUCCUGAUGAAGUACAAGCUACACAGUAACCACUACAAGCAGAAAGCGGCCGCGCGCCACGCCAACGUCUGCUCCCAGACCAACGGAGGGGGCGGAGGGGGAGCCAACAUCCCGCCUCCGUCCUCCACCUCUGCAGGGCAGGGUGGAGGUGCUAAUAAAAACUCCCAACCGUCAUCGUCAGCGGAGGGGAUGGGAGCUUCUCUUCGGGGGACGACUGUAGUAGACUUAAAUCCCACCCACGACGAUGACGCCAUCUCCCAAUAA